GACGCCCUCCGCCCCACCCGCUUCGAUCUCCCUCCCCCGGCCUCGCUCCCACGUCCUCCUCCUCCUCCGAUCCCAUCCCUACCACAGAGGCCAGAUCGCCACCGCGGCGCGAGGACCGUCGUCGCCAAGAUGAGGGAGAUCCUGCACAUCCAGGGCGGGCAGUGCGGCAACCAGAUCGGCGCCAAGUUCUGGGAGGUGAUCUGCGGGGAGCACGGCGUCGACGCCACGGGCCGAUACUCGGGGGCCUCCGCGCAGCAGCUCGAGCGGAUCAACGUCUACUACAACGAGGCGGGGGGCGGGCGCUACGUGCCCCGCGCCGUGCUCAUGGACCUGGAGCCCGGCACCAUGGAGUCCAUCCGCGCGGGCCCCUUCGGCAGCAUCUUCCGCCCCGACAACUUCGUCUACGGCCAGUCCGGCGCCGGCAACAACUGGGCCAAGGGACACUACACCGAGGGCGCCGAGCUCAUCGACUCCGUCCUCGACGUCGUGCGCAAGGAGGCCGAGAACUGCGACUGCCUCCAAGGGUUCCAAGUAUGCCACUCCCUGGGUGGCGGCACGGGUUCUGGCAUGGGCACGCUACUCAUCUCCAAGAUCCGUGAGGAGUACCCGGACCGCAUGAUGCUCACCUUCUCCGUGUUCCCGUCGCCCAAGGUGUCUGACACCGUGGUGGAGCCCUACAACGCGACGCUGUCUGUGCACCAGCUCGUGGAGAACGCCGACGAGUGCAUGGUCCUUGACAACGAAGCGCUUUACGACAUCUGCUUCCGCACCCUCAAGCUCACCAACCCUUCGUUCGGUGACCUGAACCACCUGAUCUCGGCGACGAUGAGUGGCGUGACCUGCUGCCUGCGGUUCCCGGGCCAGCUGAACUCGGACCUCCGGAAGCUCGCCGUGAACCUGAUCCCGUUCCCGCGGCUGCACUUCUUCAUGGUGGGGUUCGCCCCCUUGACGUCGCGCGGGUCGCAGCAGUACCGUGCGCUGACGGUGCCGGAGCUGACCCAGCAGAUGUGGGACGCCAAGAACAUGAUGUGCGCGGCGGACCCGCGGCACGGGCGUUACCUGACGGCGUCGGCCAUGUUCCGUGGCAAGAUGAGCACCAAGGAGGUGGACGAGCAGAUGAUCAACGUGCAGAACAAGAACUCGUCCUACUUCGUGGAGUGGAUCCCGAACAACGUCAAGUCGAGCGUGUGCGACAUCCCGCCCGUGGGCCUGUCCAUGGCGUCCACCUUCGUGGGCAACUCCACCUCCAUCCAGGAGAUGUUCCGGCGCGUGAGCGAGCAGUUCACGGCCAUGUUCCGGCGCAAGGCCUUCCUGCACUGGUACACCAGCGAGGGCAUGGACGAGAUGGAGUUCACCGAGGCCGAGAGCAACAUGAACGACCUCGUCGCCGAGUACCAGCAGUACCAGGACGCCACCGCCGAGGAGGAAUACGACGAGGAGGAGCAGGACGGCGACGAGGAGCACGUCUGAUGACCGGACGUCGUUCGGUGAAUUGAUCCACAGAGGGGCUUGAGUUUCGUCUCCUAUGCUAUGCCAAUCGAGGCGCUCGCUAUACAUUCCUACUGCCUAAAGUUUGUACCUAUAUGCAUUGUUACUGCCGUGUCUGCACUUGUUACUGCUGCUAGCUUGUGCGUGUAUCUACAGUUGUGUCUGCUAGUACUGGUUUGUGGUGGUGUUGUGAACUUGUGGUGGUCAUCGUUGUUCAGGUUCUGUGCGUUUGUUUAUUCUUCAUGUGCUGGGGUCACUCCCUGUUCUGUAUAUGUUAGCAUGAUUACACUCUUGAGUUUUGUGUUUUUUUGCCAUCCAA
Messenger RNA from Setaria italica (foxtail millet), 1807 nucleotides. Its product is annotated as tubulin beta-3 chain. The transcript has 3 exons. NCBI's taxonomy places the organism in Eukaryota, Viridiplantae, Streptophyta, Magnoliopsida, Poales, Poaceae. Gene Ontology annotation, molecular function: structural constituent of cytoskeleton; GTPase activity; GTP binding. The record is from RefSeq and is a predicted model, not a curated record. Bases 130 to 1470 code for a protein of 446 amino acids. Gene Ontology annotation, cellular component: microtubule; cytoplasm. Gene Ontology annotation, biological process: mitotic cell cycle; microtubule cytoskeleton organization.